Messenger RNA from Dracunculus medinensis (Guinea worm), 420 nucleotides. The record is from the annotation of a GenBank genome assembly. NCBI's taxonomy places the organism in Eukaryota, Metazoa, Nematoda, Chromadorea, Rhabditida, Dracunculidae.
AUGAUGAAAGUAAUUGCAAAGAGACUUGGUAGCAAAACUACGGAAUGCGCGAUCGAUAUCGGAUUAAACAAAAGUAUUCAAGAUUUGCGCAAAGAAAUCGGAAACGUUUUGUGUUUGCCUGCUGACACAUUAAAAGUUCUCUAUCUUGGUCGUCCGCUUAUUAACUCUGAAGCGACUUUAGAAUCUUACGAUAUCCAAGAUGGUGCAAAAUUAACUGUUAUUCAUACUCCAAAUGUGGAUAUGAAGGCUCCUCUGUCAUGCGCUGUUGGAAAUAUUUUCCGUUCUCAUUGUGCUGCAAAAGAUUUGCCGACCAUUUUUGAAAGGAAGGUAAAUAAAUUGAGUCUGGACGAUUUGGAAAGGUAUGCGAAGGCCAAAAAUGCCCGUAUUGCUCAACAAUCUUCUUCCUCUGUGCUAGAAUAA